Colossoma macropomum (tambaqui) is the source of this 394-nucleotide messenger RNA. RefSeq names its product butyrophilin subfamily 3 member A2-like. The transcript is spliced from 3 exons. Lineage: Eukaryota; Metazoa; Chordata; Actinopteri; Characiformes; Serrasalmidae. The record is from RefSeq and is a predicted model, not a curated record. The coding region runs from base 17 to 379 and encodes 120 amino acids.
GAGAUAAAGAGAUAAAAUGGCGGCUGAAAGAAACAAUGAGUUUAAACUCUUUGGUCCCUGUGGUGAUGAAUAUGAGUUUGGCUCUGCGGUCACUCUCUCCUGUCACUUGUCUCCUAAAAUCAGUGCUGUUGCCAUGGAGAUCAGGUGGUUUAAGGGGGCGGACUGUGUUUGUCUCUAUAAGAACAGGCAGGUGACAGAGGGGAGGGGCUACAAGGGCAGAGUGAGUCUGUUCACUCAGGAGCUGCAGAGAGGAAACGUCUCCUUACAGAUCAGAGACUGUGGAGGGUCAGAUAGAGGAGAUUAUCUGUGUCAGGUCACCAAUGGAGACACAACAGAGGAGUGUACAGUAGCAGUGGGGGCUCAGUUGGUGAGUAAAUAACAGUGUUUCCUUCUU